CCUUUGCUCCGGCCUGGCUGUACAAUGGAGUAGCCUUCAAGCACCGCAUUAACUGAUGAUUAGGCCAGCACGCAUAUGCGAGUCGCGCGUGCGUGGCUCUCUGGGUCACGUGACACGUCGCGUGCUGUCCUGGUAACCCGAGGCGCCAGCACGUGCACUCGUGCCUGCCUAAAUGCUGCUCAGCCACGUGCCUCGUCGAAAAGUGGGCGAGACUUCCAACUUCUUCUCCUCUGACACGGGAGAGCGUAAAGUUUGUCUCUUUCUCUCGGUCGCUCUUCACUGCUCGGCAUUUGUACUUCUUUCCUUCAUUUAAAAAAAAAAAAAAAAGACUCCACACAUCAGACACCUCUCUAGGUUUUUAACUGGAGGCUGAACUUUCUUUCCCCCUCUUCUGUCUCUCUCUCGCGCGCGCUCACUCGCUCUCGGCCACGGAACACAGGAAGCCAUUUUGCCUCCCCGCUGCGCGCGCAUCCUUGGCGAGCGCUCGCGACAGACAGGGUUGCAGCACGUGGGGUGCCAUGCCUAAAGCGGGGCGUACCUCUCGUCUUUGACACACUCGUCAAGAAUUCCUUCCUCGUGCGUUAGUGUUCUGUCUCGCGCAUCAACCAUACACUGACUUGUGGGCUACUUCGCCGCCAUGUCCAGCCGCAAACGGGAGAGGGUGGAGCAGACAUCUCAUAAAGUCAUCGAGAAACGUCGUCGGGACCGCAUCAACAACUGUUUGUCGGAGCUGAGCCAGACCGUGCCCGCAGCGUUUUCCAAGCAGACUUCCGGCAAGCUGGAGAAGGCGGAGAUCCUGGAGAUGACAGUCGAGUACCUGCGAGCAGUGCAGGCCACAGAGAUCGGCAUUCGCUUUGAAAACGGUGAAUGGUUUAGCGCCGACAUUUGGUCCGACUUCGCCCACCAUUACCAGUCUGGGUACGGUGAGUGUCUGCGCGAGGUCGUCAAGUACAUGGCCGACGUGGAGGGCGUGUCCAUGAGCGACGCCCGCUGCAUCCGCCUAGUGUCUUUUCUACAGAACCGAUUCACACCAGAAACGCAAUCAGCCUGCGCGGCAGCCAGUUCUUGCGCUGGAAGCGUUGGCAGCGCCACAGGAAGCGGAAUAUGCGUGGCUGCCGGAAGCGGAAGUGUCGUCGUGAACCACGGUAAACGCCAGUGCCCACGUUGGGAACGCGGCGCUGUUUUCCGUCGCCGGGGAGUUCCGGGGUAGCCUGCCUGCAUCCCCUGCUUCUGCACAUCGUGACGUUGUCUCCGUCUUGAAAACGGCGCCGCCAAAACUGCCCUCGUCUGCUGCACCGCUCCUGACGUGCUACCCUGCUGGCUACCUCUCAGCUGCAGCUGCAGCCGCUGCCUUUGCCGCAACCAACUCGGUCGGCCAACCAAAAGCAGCUGUUCAGCAGAACCACCCGGCUAACUACCCAGCCUCUCUGGCCGUUGUGGAUACUCGGCCCUGUCAUUCAUUUCCAACCUUUCCUUUCACGGUAGAUUUGCCAAGAUUCGCACAUAGCUCCAAAGACGUGGCGGCCAUGUUCGCGCAUGCGCGGACCGGGAUGGCGGCUUCAAGAAUCGUUGCUGCAGCUGCCGGAGCAGACCUGUUCGCAGACACGCACCCUGGAGGUGAGUUCACGACAGCCUUGUGCCACGAAGCAGCUGGGCGCAAAGAACCCCGAUCUAGUGUAUGACAGCCUCUGGUUUCGCGAGUAGACUUGUAAGCUAGUGCCAACGGCCAAACAUUAAACUGCUCCAAGGCGACAAUCGACAAACAAGAUGGGGCCGCUGAUCGUAGCAACGUCAGAAACCAGUGAAAGGUGUGAGAGAAUGCUGCGGUGAAAACAAACUUCUUUGGUUGUGCAAGUUAAUGGCAUCGCGCAAACAAAAUCAGGAACAAAGAAUUAGAAGAAAAGCCGCAAGUAGCGGUGGAUCGCCUCUCUUGCGUCAUUUCCGGCCUUGGACAAGAUCUUCCACACGUGCCUUAAGCAAAGUGUUUGGCGGACCAGUCCUAAAUCAGUCUUUUCCAGUCGGAAGGUUGAGGCUACCAUGGAAGGAAUGAAAGCAGAAGUAACUGUAAAGAGAGAACGGACUUCGGGGAGGAGCAAGGAAAGAACGGAAGCGUGUGGACGGUGCACUCAACUCACUCAGGACCUCAGUUGUGUUCCUGUCUUGAGCCAUAACCAUUGUCGACAAUCAUUUGGUGAUUCAGAGCAAUGUCAAGGUGAUAUAUUGUAUGUGUCUCAAUAUAUACAUGUCUGUGUGAAUGUAAAUUGGCGGGCAGGUGGUGGAUGGUGGGAUAAAAAGCUGGGGGAGGGGGGCAAGGAAAGAGAAUUCGACAUGUAAAAACAAAAGAGGAAUAUUUACAAGAUACUUAUACUUUCUCCAUAAGGUAUUAGACCACUUGUAUAAUAUGUACAUACUGACUUUUUUUACCUUUUUGCAAUAACCAUCUUAAUUUAUCUUUAUAUUUCACAUUAAACUCUUGUGCUCCCUCUGGCUUUGUUAUCGGUUGUUAGUCUUCACCAUCAUAGUGCUCAUUUUGAAGUUAAAUUUUGUGUAAGCGAUGUUAUUACACGUGUUUGCUAAAACUCCA
This is a messenger RNA of Pomacea canaliculata, 2584 nucleotides long. RefSeq names its product hairy and enhancer of split-related protein helt-like. Gene Ontology annotation, cellular component: nucleus. Gene Ontology annotation, biological process: anterior/posterior pattern specification; regulation of transcription by RNA polymerase II; regulation of neurogenesis. Gene Ontology annotation, molecular function: DNA-binding transcription factor activity, RNA polymerase II-specific; protein dimerization activity; RNA polymerase II cis-regulatory region sequence-specific DNA binding. The transcript has 4 exons. Bases 638 to 1210 code for a protein of 190 amino acids. The record is from RefSeq and is a predicted model, not a curated record. Lineage: Eukaryota; Metazoa; Mollusca; Gastropoda; Architaenioglossa; Ampullariidae.